Molecule: messenger RNA, 902 nt
Organism: Dufourea novaeangliae
Lineage: Eukaryota; Metazoa; Arthropoda; Insecta; Hymenoptera; Halictidae
Product: CD63 antigen-like
Exons: 5
Coding region: 36-902 (288 amino acids)
Cellular component (GO): membrane
Source: RefSeq, a predicted model, not a curated record
GCGUACAAGAGGAUUCCCGGAGAACGUGCACCAAAAUGGCUGCCACUCACCUCGACGUUGGCCUACGUUGCAUCAAAUACCUACUAUGCGCAGUCAACUCUCUCUUUGCGUUGACUGGGAUCAUGAUAAUAUCAGUUGGAACAACAAUUUACGCAGUUUAUGAAGACUUCUCUCAUUUUCUCGAUCCAAAAUACUUUUCUCCAGCAACUCUUCUAAUCGUAGUAGGAAUCCUAGUAUUUGUGAUAGCUUUUCUAGGAUGUUGCGGAGCUCUUAAAGAAAGUACCUGUAUGGUUCUUGUGUUUGCAGUAUCGCUUUCUGUAAUUCUCAUAUUGGAGUUAGCUGCUGCAAUUGCAGCUUAUGCCCUUCAGGAUGACAUAAAAGGUCUCCUAGCUGAAAAUAUUAAUGCAACCAUGCAUCAAUAUGGAACUAAUGCAGAAGCCACAGAUGCCAUUGAUUUUCUACAGUCCAGGCUUUACUGCUGUGGAUACAAUGGAUAUACAGACUGGGAUGAAAUUAUGAAGGAGAAAAACAUUGACCUACCAAAAUCUUGUCGACCUUGGGCGGACGUUAAUGAAAACGUUACAUGCAUUUCUAAUAGUUAUGAUAUUACAUGUACUCCUCAUCAGACUGGCUGUAUCAGGCAUCUUUCAGUUAUCAUUCAUAGAAGUGCACUUUACAUUGCUACUGGAGCUGUGGCCAUUGCUCUCAUUCAGUUGACUGGAAUAAUGUUUGCCUGCAUGUUAGGCAAAUCAAUUAGAAAACAGAAAACAGAAAGAGAACGACGUAGAUGGGAACUAAGAGAAAGUUUAGUUAAUGGAUAUCAACCAUUAGGAAAAGCAGACCCUUUUACCACUUUCCCUGUUGUUUAUAUGUCUUCUGAUCCUUUAAAAAAUACCGUAUAA